This is a messenger RNA of Platichthys flesus (European flounder), 2471 nucleotides long. It is a transcript of the gene hdac3, whose product is annotated as histone deacetylase 3. Bases 127 to 1413 code for a protein of 428 amino acids. The record is from RefSeq and is a predicted model, not a curated record. Gene Ontology annotation, molecular function: histone deacetylase activity. The transcript has 15 exons. NCBI's taxonomy places the organism in Eukaryota, Metazoa, Chordata, Actinopteri, Pleuronectiformes, Pleuronectidae.
GUCUGAUGACGCAGCAUCUCGGUUCUCACUAUGGCGGCUCUCUGCUAAUUGAGGAGAAAUGCGGGGUUUUUAGGUGCAACAACACCGCUUCACUGGGGGAAACAGACAGACCAUAUUUCUUUCAGGAUGAGCAACCGGACCUCCUACUUUUACGACCCCGACGUGGGCAACUUUCAUUACGGUGCUGGCCACCCCAUGAAGCCACACCGCUUGUCCCUCACUCACAGUCUGGUGUUGCACUAUGGACUUUACAAGAAAAUGAUGGUGUUCAAGCCAUACAAAGCAUCUCAGCAUGACAUGUGUCGUUUCCACUCUGAAGACUACAUAGACUUUCUGCAGAAGGUCAGCCCCAACAACAUGCAGGGCUUCACAAAGAGCCUCAACACAUUCAAUGUGGGAGAUGACUGUCCUGUGUUUCCAGGUCUUUUUGAGUUCUGCUCAAGAUACACUGGAGCCUCUCUACAGGGAGCCACACAGCUCAACCACAAGAUCUGUGACAUUGCCAUAAACUGGGCAGGAGGUUUGCAUCAUGCUAAGAAGUUUGAGGCGUCUGGAUUUUGCUACGUCAACGACAUCGUCAUUAGUAUCCUGGAGCUACUCAAAUACCAUCCAAGGGUUCUGUACAUCGACAUAGACAUUCAUCAUGGGGACGGCGUCCAGGAAGCCUUUUACCUGACCGACCGUGUCAUGACUGUGUCCUUCCACAAAUAUGGGAACUACUUUUUUCCUGGAACAGGUGACAUGUAUGAGGUAGGGGCAGAGAGCGGACGAUACUACUGCCUCAAUGUUCCUCUUAGAGACGGCAUCGAUGACCAGAGCUACAGACACUUGUUCCAGCCGGUUAUUAAACAGGUGGUGGAUUUCUACCAACCCACCUGUAUCGUCCUGCAGUGUGGAGCAGAUUCUCUGGGCUGUGACAGACUGGGCUGCUUCAACCUCAGUAUACGAGGACAUGGUGAUUGUGUGGAGUUUGUAAAGAGCUUUAAGAUUCCACUGUUGGUCCUGGGAGGAGGAGGAUACACAGUGAGGAACGUGGCUCGCUGCUGGACCUUUGAGACAUCUCUGCUGGUGGAUGAACCCAUCAGCGAUGAGCUGCCUUAUAGCGAGUAUUUUGAAUACUUUGCUCCAGACUUUACGCUGCAUCCUGAUGUUAGCACCAGGAUAGAAAACCAGAACUCCAGACAGUACUUGGAGCAGAUCCGUCAGACAGUGUUUGAGAACUUGAAGAUGUUGAACCACGCACCGAGUGUCCAGAUUCACGACGUUCCCUCUGACAUGCUGAGCUACGAACGCACUGAUGAGCCCGACCCUGACGAGAGGGGGGCUGAGGAUAACUACACCAGGCCAGAGGCGCCCAAUGAGUUCUACGAUGGCGACCACGACAACGACAAAGAGAGUGACGUAGAGAUUUGAUCUGAGGACGAAGAGGGGUGAAGCUUUUCCUUGCAGCCUCGAGUUUGCAUCCUCUGCAGACUGCAAACAUGACAUCCUUAAAGAACUUUCAGGAAGGACGGCACCCUCAAGUUGUCUGUUUGCUAUCACUAGUUUCUCUAAUCCAUCUUCCACAUUGACAUCAUGACUGUUCUAUUAUAAAUCAACAGAACAAAUAUCAUCUGGACUCAUACAGGGGUUUUGAGUCGACACGUCAAAUCAUGUAACAGGAACUGUCUAGGUGUUUAGAACGUUGGAUGUUGAAACACAUGUACAUAAAGUUUAUCAGCUGUGUUAUGUCUAUUCCUGUAAAACAAUAUUAUUUGUUAUUCGUAUUUGUUAGUACGAAGGAUCAGUGCUUCUUCGUACUAACAAAUUGUAGAUGUAGAUUAUGAUAAAACCUCUUUGGUAUUUUUCCUUUUGAAAGAGGAAAUUGUCAACUGUAAUACAUUUUAUGAAUUUCUCACAUAAGGAUUUGUCUUCAGAUCAUGAGCAUCUGAAAUACGUGUACAGUAACACAAUGGGAUGUCCACAGGAUGAUACUCAGUGAGAAGACACAAAGAAGACGCCACACCGGGUGUCAAGACGCACAAUCAUGUGUGAAGUGUAUGCGAUGAGUCACCAGCCAGCACAGAUGUUUGAAAGCAAGUGUAAUUUGACUUCAACUCUUGUCUGUUUUACAGUUUUCUUUGAAAUCCUAAUAUGACUCAUGUGCCUUACACCUCAAAUGAUCCAGAGCACGGCAUUCUCACCAUUUUGGAGUUUUACAUGUGAGCUGUAAGUAUAAUGUUUUAGAGGACAACUGGUGACCAGGCAGGUCGUUUGGUGGUGAAUCUGUACAGAAGUAGUUGUUUUCAGAUGAACUUCACUGUGCAGCUUCAUCAGAAGUACAUCUGUGGCAAUUGAACGCUGUAUGAAGCCACAGUGGAAAUGAUUUGUACCGUCCACCGUCUCCUCUUUUAGCCAAAAACUGUUUUAAUGUGAUUUUUGAUAUUGUUGUCAACAACCUUAGUUUUUAAUAAAAAACAAUUUGAACUGUU